This is a messenger RNA of Mugil cephalus (flathead mullet), 3011 nucleotides long. It is a transcript of the gene cnksr1, whose product is annotated as connector enhancer of kinase suppressor of Ras 1. The coding region runs from base 68 to 2605 and encodes 845 amino acids. NCBI's taxonomy places the organism in Eukaryota, Metazoa, Chordata, Actinopteri, Mugiliformes, Mugilidae. The transcript has 21 exons. Gene Ontology annotation, molecular function: protein binding. The record is from RefSeq and is a predicted model, not a curated record.
CCCGGAGAAGUAAAACUCGGCCAGGACGGCUUGGAGCUGAACGAGCGACUGUAGCAGGACUCCGAGCAUGGAGCCUAUAACGUCGUGGAGUGAGGAGAGAGUCAGCCGGUGGCUCCAAGGUCUGGACGCCCCCCUGCACCAGUACCCGGUCUCGGAGUGGAAUUUGUCCGGCCUGGAGCUGCUCCAGUUGACGUCUCAGGAGCUGGAGAAGUUGGGAGUCACCAAGAUUGGACACCAGGAGCUCAUACUGGAGGCCGUGGAGAAACUCUGCUGUCUGACCUAUGGUAUAGGCGGCGAGAACCUCCGCAGCCUGACAGAGAAGUUGCACGCGGUCGCCGGCAGCUUACAGAAGAACAUCCAGGGCCGCUGGUGUGUCAACGGCUACAACGGACGGAGCACUGUGAAGCUGCCCGUCUCCAUUCUGCAGACUGUAGUGGAGCUUGUCACCUCUGCCAAAGGCCUCUUCUCUUUACUAAACAGAUACCAGUUUUCCCAGCACAGUGGAUACACCACCUGCAAGAACAUAUUCGGUUACUGCAAAGCUCUUGGAGACAUUGUGCACCAGGACACCACCGUCUAUGAGAAGGAAAAGGACAUUAUCUCCGUCUGCCGACAGCUGGUGGCGGUUUGCGAUGAGAUCCUGAACUCCAGCCCCGAAACGCUCCUUACCCAUACUGCUCAGCUGGAGAGUGUUGACCUGGUGCCCGUGUCACCUGGUGAUCACCUGGGCAUCGAGAUAACAUCCACCAGUUCCAGUAACCACUACGUGACCGGAACUGCAGCUGAGCCAUCCGCUGAUGUCUUCGUGAAGAUCUUGGCAGGCGAUGAAGUGGUUCAAGUCAAUGACCAGAUAGUGGUGGGAUGGAGCAGAGCUAACCUUGUGAAGAAGCUGCAGGAGAAUCCCAACGGAGUGACCCUGGUCUUGAAGAAGAUCCCUGGAUCCGUGCGAAUCAGAGACUCAACUCUGCCCUCCCCCUCAGAGGUCAAGAUCAUCGAAGAGAAGGAGGAAGAGAAUAGCGAAGAAAGACCAGAGGAGGAAGACGAAAAGGACGAGGAGGAGAAUCCAAGGCACUCCAUAUUUGAGAGGCUGUCCUAUUCUUUUAGGCGCGCUAUUCAUGGCCCGGAUGAAAAUAAGCAGCCUAUGGGACAGGAAGAAUCCGAGUUACACACUGAAAAAGGAAGUCUAACCUCAUUUCAAAACCAACAGGGGAGGCUGUCACCUGCCCCAGGCUCCGACUCUGAGGGUUCAGUGCGUCCAAGGCUCUCCCCGAAUCUUCAGAGGACGCGGUCGCCCUCUCCCAGAAGCCUUUCGCCCUUCAGAGUGGGGUCAUUCAGAAGUCCUUCGCCUCUGGGAGUCAACCAGGAAACGGCGAGCAUCAGCUCCUGCCCCGAAAUGGUGGGAAACACGGGGAACAAGGACACUAAGAAAUUCUCCACGAAAGGCAUGACAACGGCUCUGAGUCGGCGUCGCGUGUCCUGCCGUGAGUUGGGUCACCCGGACUGCGACGGCUGGCUGUGGAAGAAAAGGAAGGAGAGCAGCGUCUUCAUCGCCCAGAAGUGGCAGCGCUUCUGGUUCGUCCUCAAGGGGCCUUGCCUCUACUGGUACAUGAGUCAGCAGGAUGAGAAGGCGGAGGGCCUGGUCAACAUAGCCAGCUACAGCAUCGAGAGCGCCGGAGAACACAAGAGGAAAUACGUGUUCCAAAUGUGCCACAGGAAAUUUCAGAACUUCUUCUUCGCUGCCGAUCACGUCAGCGACAUGAGCAAGUGGAUUAAUUGUCUUAUGGCAGCCAUACAGAAGCACAAGAAGUUCCACAAAGGCCCAGAUAGCGAAGAAGAAUGCUACAGUGAGACGGAAUCAGAGAGCGAAUCGUCUCCUUCGACCCGCAGGAGAAACAAGAAGGUGCAGUCGAACACUCUGCCUCGCGCUAAGGGGAAGACGAACAAGGUGUCGUCACCGAGUCCUUCAACAGAGGGCAGCAAAGGCGGCCAAGUUGAUGAGAUGGGCAUGAUGUUAAACAACAUAAAGGAAGGAGGAGUCUCCCUGAUCGGGCAAGAGCAGCCGUUUACGCACGACCAGUUCAGGAAAUCGUUCAUUCGACGCAACAAGAACCCCGUGAUCAAUGAGAAGGCGCACCUACUCCGCACUCUACAAAGCACCUUGAAGGCCAAAGAAGCGGAGCUGCAGCAGAUCAGCAAGAUCCUCGACGACCCGGAGCUGACGCCCUCGAAGUACCGUAACUGGAGGGAGCAGAACGAGGAACUAGUUCAAGACAUUGAGAAGCUGGCUGCACUCAAGGCCUCCGAAGCAGGGCACGUUGCAGCGGCGCAGGACACACCCACUGAGACGGUUGCCCCGGAAACGGUCGCCAAGGAAACAGCCGCCGCAGAGAAAGAGGGUGCGUUCAGAAUAAGCCUGAGCGACGGGGAGCAGCUAGUUGACGCGGAGCCGUCUGAUGUUCACCUGGAGAUCGAGCAGGCGUCUCAGACGCCGGAGACCAGUCCAGUAUUAGAACUCUCCCUGGGUUCGCUGCAGGAGUCGAUAAACAAACAGCUGAGUGAAAUGGCGCAGAGCGGGGACGGCGCCGAGAACUACUUCUACAUUUAGGGCCACGCUGGAACAGUCGCAGAAGCUGCUGUGUUUACCGAAAUCAGACUUUUCCCCGCUGGCAUUCGCCUAAAAAAAAGGAUGAAUCAAAGCUGGCACUAAAUCAGCACUCCAAUCAAGUAUAUAAGAGCAGACUUGUUAGUUUGUCUUCUUCAAAAUGUAGACGUACGACAAGUUUACAGCAAACAGAACAAUUUGCCAAGUGUCAAUCAUGGAGUUCUGAGGUUAACUUGUUCUUCUUGUGAUGAAAAUAUCAAGUAGGACAAUUCUUAGAAUUCAAAGAGAUUUUUUUAAUGUAAGUCAUGUCUCACGUUAUAUGUAAAUACAGUUUUACUAUAAAUACUGUAUGUAUUUGUUUAUUGACAUUACCUUAAUAAAGGUACAAUGGAAAAACGUUUGCACUGAA